This is a messenger RNA of Helicoverpa armigera (cotton bollworm), 10863 nucleotides long. RefSeq lists its product as uncharacterized. The record is from RefSeq and is a predicted model, not a curated record. The transcript is spliced from 21 exons. Gene Ontology annotation, cellular component: extrinsic component of cytoplasmic side of plasma membrane. Lineage: Eukaryota; Metazoa; Arthropoda; Insecta; Lepidoptera; Noctuidae. Gene Ontology annotation, biological process: skeletal muscle contraction; positive regulation of protein localization to plasma membrane; positive regulation of voltage-gated calcium channel activity. Gene Ontology annotation, molecular function: protein binding. Bases 1009 to 4239 code for a protein of 1076 amino acids.
UGUGGGCCAGGGCGCACGGGAGCGAGCCGCGCGACACGCCAGUCCGUCGUCGAACCGCGCGCCCGCCGCCCGCCGCGCACCCGCGCUCGCUCGCGCACCAACCCAUGGACUACGAUCGACCAAGCGAACUCACACUUUAUUUUAUAAUCACCUCCUUAGCACCCCCUAAAACCCACGCCACAAUCAUCGAACGAAUCCUCCGAGCUUAAAACGACAAUGAAAAGUCACUUGCGAGAACUUUUGUCGACUUUCCAAAACUCUUAGUGACCGUCAUAUCCCACUAGAAAAACCCGCUUCAAAGUUGUUUUAUUAUUCAAAAAUGCUUCUCAGAGUAAAAUUAUAUCGGAACCUAUUUAUACACAAGAAACGACUGAAAUUUUCUGAUUGCAACCUUUGAAAAGUUUACACACGGUUUAUGAACUAUUUACACUGUUUUACAAAUAGUUUUGGACAUUAUUUUAUCCUUCGUAAAACUACCCUCUAGAACAUUAAGCCAAUAUGACCAAAGACAUUUAACUAAAUAUAAUAUUAGUGUGCGUUUUAAAUAUCUAAAUUAGAAGUGUUGAAAGACAAACUAUUAAGUGUGUUAUCAAUAGAUUAGUUCUACUGUAAUAGUAAUUAGUGGGUGUGUUAGUGUAUUUUGAAAAUUAUAAUCAUCAUAUCCUGCGGUUAUUCAUUAUUAAAUUGGUUGAAGAUUCGUUGUACGGAAUUGGCAGACAUUACACGAAGAAACCCUCCUACCUUACCUACUAUGGCUCAACAUCCCUUCCAUAAAACAUUCCUUAAUCGUUCUUCAACUUACAUUGUAGUACGCAAAAGGCAACUUAACAUUUAAAAACAUUCCAAUCGACGUAAACCUUCUUACUUAUUACUGUGUAAAAUCCCGUCCUAACGGAAGAUAAGUACCAGAAAGACUUGCUCGCCACUAGUUCCUAGUAGUAGCUCAAUCGACGCGCGUAAACCUCUUCGGAGGGCGCGAGGGGCCUGCGCGAUGCGGUCUCGCCAGGGAUGUACGUAAUAUAUCCUGCGGAUGAAGUAGUUUCCCUGACAUACCGCUCGCAAUCGCUGCCUCGGCCACGGCAGCGGCCUACGCUUGACUUGAUCUACGGGCCGCCGCCGCGAGCGCCGUUUAGCGCGCUACCCCCGCCCCGCACCCCCACCCUCAUCAGCGACCAAACCCACCUCAAAACGGCGCCUCCGGAGCCACCAGAGCGCGCGCCGGCAUCGCCGACGCCGUCGCUCGAGCGCCCAAAGCUGCGCGAGCGCACCAAGGCGAAGCUGCUCAAGAAGCUUGGUCGCCAUGAGGACAAUGAAUUCGGCAAAAUUGUUAGAACCCCCGCUCCCGAUGAAUUCGAACUGCCCGCUCCCCUUCCCACUCCAGCAUUCUCGAGAAAGAAUAUUUUCGACCGCGACUUCGAUGCACUGUUCGAAGUGGCGAACUCGCCGCAGUUUGGUGCUCAUAUCCGAGUUACUACACCAGAACCGGAUCGCCGUUCCGAUGUAUCGGCGGCGCACUUUCCCACACCUACAGCGUCCACGCUGAGCCUCCUACCACCGCGGCCGCAGUCUGAGCCGAGCUCCUCGCCCGCCACCUCUGCUCGUACCUCUACGCCUUCGACGCCAACACCACAACGAUCGUCUACUGAAGGUCCGAAUCCUAAGUCGAAGAAAGUUAGUUUCUUCCGUAAGCUGAGUCGGGCGAAAGAGCCGACGCUGCCGCGUCCUACCACCAUGCAGCAGCAGCCGUCUCUCGAGAUGGCUCUGCGAGAGCUCACGCACCCGACGCACAACGAACAGCUCAAGAAUCAACAGCAAGUUACAUUCAAACUGGUCAAAACAGUGGCUGACUUCACGACGCAGCUGUCCCAACUAUACGAGCAUCACUCUUCAGAGUUGCAGAUCCUCGUCGCUAACUUCCGUAAGCGAAGCAGUGAGCUGAGGAAAGAGAGAGCAACAUGUCCAUCAUCGUUAUUCCAUACGUGGGAGACGUUACUUCAGGAGGUAGAAGCUGAUGUCGUCGGGUUCAACAAUGCAGCUCAGUCAUUGGAGAGGCUGGUGGCAACACCACUUAUAGAACGCACCUUCCAUAUGAAAGUUCAAGCUCGGAAACUUUUCGCCCAUCGAGAGGGAUGUGAAGUGAUUCUUGGAAAAGCUGACGAUCAACUCAACAAGAGUCGUCAAGACUACAGAGGUGCUUUCCUGAACUACUGCAACAACCCAACACCAGCUACCUUGGCUACGUACUAUGAUUCCCACAAUACAUACGUGCAACAACUGACGGCUACAAACGCGAUGCUGGAUCAGUAUUAUAAGCACACCCUCCCGACUAUACUACAGGAAUUGGAAGAGAUACUGACCGAUGUUACCUCGGCAGUCAGUGAAGCAAUUUGUCAAGAGGGUGAAAUUGUUACGGAUAAGAGCAACAACCAGCUGCGUCGCUACGAGUCUCUCUGCGCGCAAGCUCGUGCGGUAUCCAGCACGGCUGACCUGGCGCAUUUGGCGCGAACCCUGCUCACCGCCACGCCUCCAAUGCGACCACCAAAGAGGACCUUCCUACCACCGUACCCACCAGACGCUGACGAUCCACCCCUGGACGUUCCCGCGGAAAGCAUGCCGCCCAUACUCCGUGGCGAGGUGCUCCUGGACAGGAUGGGCGCACAAGCGCGCGUCAACUACGAACAGCUCAAGAAAGACGCCAUAGAUCUAGAACUGCAAAUAAAACAACUGCAAGACAGCCUCGAUUCGCUAGCUCGUCAUCAAAGCAGGGGUCUUGAGAGCAAUCUCUACAACAAAGUUAAUGAAAUUCAGGAGGACAUUUCCAUCAAGAAAUACGACUACAGAGCAACACAACUGCAUCUAGCGGCCGUUAGAGCCCAGAGAGAAUUGUUUGCGGCAAAAGCAGACAGCGGAGCCGCAGCAGUAGACCGUAAACUGUCCUCAUCGUCGGCUGGCAGCAUGAAGAAUAAGUGGCUAAAGGCUUUCCGAAGCUUAAAGCCCCCCAGCGCCCCUCCACCCCACGCGGCACCACCAGACAAGAGGAAUGGAGCGGCAAGAGACGCUAUGCGCGCAGGAGGCGAUUCUGAAGCACACAACUUUCAAGAAUACACGUAUAAGAAAAUAACGCCUUGCGAUGUCUGCUCACAAGUACUUAGAGGUCAUACUCGCCAAGGCUUGCGCUGUCGGCUAUGUAAGAUGAACGUGCACACUGACUGCAUGCCUCAGGUCGGCAGGUGUCAGACUAAGUCUCGACUCCUGCGCAGGCAGAAGAGCACAUCCGAGAUAGAGUCCCACAGAGUAUUGGAAACAGCCUUCGACGAUGAAAAGGAGGAAGUGGAUCUGACCUACCAAGUUCUGAAGAGGGCCAACGAAAUUGGGAAGCCGGGCGGCGGCGGGGAAUCGCGCGGGGGCCCGGUAGUGCGCGUGUCAGCCCCGGAGGAGACGCCGCCCGCGCGCUCGCCGGCGCGGCCGACCGCCGGGCUGGCCGUGGCGCCGCAGCCCGUCUCCUCUAGCUCAGCGCCGCAUUCUCCGAGACGUCAAAAGUUGAACCUUAGAAUGAAGAGUUUGUCGCUGGACUCGCCGGAGUGUGGCGAGCUGAGGCGGCGGCCUGCGCGCGACCAGGCCUCGCAGGGCAGCCGCGUGCUAUGUAACUGCAGAGCAGUUUGCAUGAGGCAUGGCUUUAAUAGAAUAAAUAACUAUUCAAUUCAUAGUUAUACACGUUCAUCACCGUCGUCGCCGGUACAUAGUCGGAGGAUGCUGAGCGCGCGCGGGGGACGUAUGAGCAGCGUGGAACUGCCCGAUGAGCCUGACAAGAGCCUGUCUUCGAACAGCGCUAGCCCGUGCCCUUCGCCAGUCAAGCAGAUGAGCAAACACCAAAGACUCCUGCCAACGAAUCUAUACGUGGUUCUGUACAACUUCAAGUCCCGUCAUGCCGAUGAACUUGACCUCAAGGCCGGCUACAAGGUCACCGUGAUUGACACCUCGGAUCCUGAUUGGUGGAAGGGAAAAUGUCUCGGCAAGAUUGGAUACUUCCCAUCUAAAUACUGCACUAAGCUUCAGGCAGGGGAGAGGGCGCUGCAAGUCACGCAUAAUCUUCAGGUAUCGGACGGUGACAGCGGUCUAAUGCUCCUCCGCGAUCAGAUCGUGAUCCAAGUGGGUGAGGAGGUGGACGGCAUGAUGCUGAUCCGCUCGGGCGACAACCGCCAGGGCGUGUGUCCGGUCAAGUUCUUGCAGGAAGUGUGACGCUUCAAGCUGCCUAAUUUCGAUUUUAUGAGAAAACGCGGCUCCCUAACUGACGAAACGAUACCAACACGAUACGCACCAAAAACGAUCCGAAGCGCUCCGGUCACACCUUGCGACAGCGAAACAUCCACAUGGUCCGACCGCAAUCGUAGCAAGCACAGCUACGAAUUUCCCUCAGGAUACGCCACUAGCUACGGCGACUACGAGAAGUCUAGCUACAACUCCGGCUACGACUACACCAAAGCCGGUUACGAAGCGUCUACGUCUACCGUGACUGCGUCGACUUCGCAUAAUAAAGGCUACGAAUCGGGGGUGUACGACAAGAGCUACGAAGCAUAUGAUAAAGGUUACGAGGGUUCGUAUAGGUACGAAGGUUCUACAGGGUAUGAUAAGGGGGAGCCGGGUUUCAAGCACAGUUAUGAGUCUGAGGGUAUGUGGUGGUGGCGCAGGCCGCUGGGUGUCCGUCGUACGUCGUGCAGGCGUUGUGGCGCGAACUCGGCCACUCGGCCGCUGCGCAUGACGCCGUGCGCGGGAGUGGCGUGUGACGCGGAGCCGCCGCGACGCCCCGUCAUGUCGCGCGACCGACCGCUGCAGUUCGUUAAGCAACUCUUUUUGUAAUUUUUAUAUAUCAUUAUUAUAUGUAUUACGUAUCUUACAGAUAUACGUUAUGUUUUGUGAUUUUGAGUAGAUUCUCUAGGGCUGUUCAAACUUCAGACCUAAGCAAUCUGUUACUAUCUGCGGUAACGAAAAGCCGUAGAGACAGCGAAUAUCGCAUAGAUCUGAAGAACGAAGAAAUUGGCCUUUAGUUUAAAAUUAGUUUGGCUUCAGAAAUUGCCUUUCGAUUAAUACAGUUUAGUAUUUUGUCGUUUGAUAUCUUAUGUAUUGUAUUGUACUUAUACUAUAAUUAAGUAAUUAGACUUUUGGUUUUAACUUAUUGGAUUAAGGCAAUAACGGUUAGGUAUACAAUCACGGCCUACGGUAAUAUUACUUUUGGUAAUUUUCGUAUUCUCCCAAUUUACAUGAUUUUAUAAUCUUAUAUAUUUAUAUAUUAUACACAUUAUAAUAGGUCCAUUUACGUAAAAUUACUUGGCAACAUAUCAUUUUUUGAACGAUGUGAUUUAAACUUAAAUUAAUUUAAUUGGAAUAUAAAUAUGUACUAUUGUAUGAAAUAAGACUUAUGUAUUAAAUUAAAGCGUGAUUUACAAAAUAUGUAUUGCGAAUUCGCCGAAUUUUGUGUGGAUUAUGUAUUUCGAUUGCUUAAAGCUGACAAAAUCGACACGGAAAUAGAGAAAAUAGUAAUAAGAGAAUAUUGGUAGGUAGAGGAGAUGGUAAAAUAUGAUUAGUGUAUCGGAUCGGUAGAUUAGAACCGCACGCUAUUUAAGUUAAAUAAUAUCAUUAGUUGAUAGCAGGAAUGUUUAGUUUAGACUUUAGCCUUACAUCGUAGACCUAAUUCGCCGGUUGCAUCGGGCAAUGAUUAACACAGAGUGGAAUAGUAUACUAACUAGAAAACUGCGUACAUUUAACUGUUAUGAAAAGUAUCGGUACUCUAUUCUAUGGUAAUUCCGUCUCAGGGCAAUGACCUUAUCCUUCCACUAAAGCUAUAAUUUCUAGCUCGAGCUCGCCAACAUAUUGCUCACACUUUUUAUACUGAAGUUACACAGUUAUUCUUCUUUAUGAAGUUACACAAAACUAUGAUAUGUAUUCUGAGGUGCAGCUUUGAUUUUUAGAUUAUCCAUCUCAAGUGCCGAAUGUUUUCUAUUUGGAUGUAGUGAGUUUCUUUUUUUACAAACAGCAUAUUGAGAUAAUAGUUAUUAAUUAUACAAGAGUGCAAAGUUGCUUUUUAACCGCGGGCUCAAUUUUGAUGACCGAGCAAGCGAAGGAGUCUAAAAUUGAAACACGAGCGUAGCGAGUGUUUCAAUAAUUAGAAUCCUGAGCGAUAGCGAGGGAAUGAAAAAUUAUUUUUCAUCCCACCAUCUCGGAAAGAGUAUUUUUACCCUUUGAUAUCAGAGCGCAAAAGCCGUUUUUAUCCUCUAGAGCGGCAAAGUGAUUUGAAUUUAGAACAUCGUGUGCAAUACUCCAUUUGUGACAAUCUUGAUAAGACUUUUCAAACAAAUACAUAUUAAACAAAUAAAAUACUGCUUAAAAUAAUUAUUCAAUUAAUUAAGUAAUUUUUAUUAUUGUUUUUUAAUAGAUUUUUAACCUCGUUUCAUUUUUAAACUGAGUUUUCAAAUAAAUGAACUUUAAUAGGUACUUCUUUUUAAUUUGAUACUCAUUAUGUGCGCGCCAUUUUGUUUUUUGGCAUUUAGUGAUUUCCUCGAUGAGGUGGGAUGAAAAGUUACGUGUUGCACUCGUGUGCAAAGAUUUUUCACCUUGUGCUCUUUUGAUUCCCUCGCUAUCGCUCAGGAUUCUAAUUAUUGAAACACUCGCUACGCUCGUGUUUCAAUUUUAGAAUCCUUCGCUUGCUCGGUCAUCAAAAUUGAGCCCGCGGUUAAAAAGCAACUUUGCUUACUUGUAUAACAAAUAACUAUUACUUUGUCGUGUUGUGUGCACGGAGUGUUUCAAAAGACUUGGCAUUUUGUUUUAAAUAAGAGCAAUUUGACGUGGUUUUAAUUAAAAAAAAAGAUCUAUUAAAAACGUGAGGGUUUUUAAUAGAUCUUUUUUUAAAUAUGGUAAAAUGUUUUGUCUACUCACGUACUGUGUCAAAAUGAAUGAAAAAGUUCUUUUACACAAAAAGAAACAAAAACUGUUUUCAAUCCAAAAUACGCCUUGUUUAAAAAUAUAGCUUGUAAAAAAAAGAAAUUACCUACUCAAAACUAACGAAAUGGGCUGCCAUUGGAUACCUUAUUAAAAACACACACACACCAAAUAUGUAGGCACACGAAAACAAAUGACUUACCGAUUUCUUAACCAGGUUAUCGAAUCGCAAUAAAUUAAUUCAUUAAUAAAAUGUCUAUUAAAUAACUACAACAACCAAAUCCACAAGAAAUACAUAACCUACUUAUAUAAUUAUAGUAUCAGAAUAAUAUCAAAUUAGUAGGAGAAUAAAUAAAUAUAAGUUAGUUGAGACGUCUCGUCCACUCGAUGUCUACAGACUUUAGCCAUUUAGUUAAUAAAUAUGAAAUAGUUUUAUUAUUAGUAUUGAAAUACACUAUAAGUAAACAUCUUUAUUUAUGUUUUGAUAUUCAACGAUAAGGGAAAUAAAUAAAAUAUUUAUUAAUAUAAAUACUUAAAUACUAGUUAUGUAUGUAUUUUGGUGUCACUACUUGCCUUUUAUCUAAGUUCAGUGAGCAAUAUUAUUCGCAUUUUGUCUUAGAUAAUUUGCAAUAGUUUAAUUAAGUAAUCUCACAGUACCUAUAAAUAAUUAAAAUGAGACAGCCAAUUAACAAACUGAUGAGAUUAUUUAGCACCUUGACAUAAUUAUUAUAUGUAAAUACAUUUGCUUAAGUUUGCCUUUAUUUAAGCAUUUAUUUAUUAUGGUUUAGUUUACAAAAGUUAUAUAACAGAAUCUUAUCUCGUCAUAGUGUUUAUGUUUUCGUACCUUAUAGUAAUUCGUAUCGUUUUAGCUAUAGAGUAAUAAUAAUUACCUAAUAGUAGGUUUACACUAAGAGAUAGAAACGCAUAGAAGUGUUGACUGUUUUAUUUAAUUUGGAGUUAGCCCAAAAAUAUUUACUACAUGAGUGCUAUUUUUCAUACCCCGUUAUAGUUAGCUUCUUAUAUUUGGAAUUUAAUUAUUAUAUCUGCAUACUUAUUUACAAUAUUCUCUAUUCCUAAUUUCUUGAAAAAAAUAUAUAUACAGAGUCCCAAAAAUAUCUUAAAAUCGAUACUUUAUUAAUGUUAACGCAUUAUUUUAGUUAACACGUUAAGCCGUCCCCUGAAGUUUUAAGAAUAUAUACGUAUAUGAAUAUAUAAAAUAUAUACAUUACCAAAUUAAUAAUAAGAUGCACAUAACAUAUACAUAGAUACUUUAGUGCGUAAAACGUAAUGUACGAGUGGUCGUUGAAGGAGUGGAAAUAAUGUGAGAUUAGAAACGUUCAUUGCCGGAUUUGAGCUGAUUAAAUGAGAAAACUCAACUUUAGGACAUUCCUAUUGUAAAAAUGUAAAACGACGAAAUGGCACGAACUGCCGUUUUAAUUAAUACCACUUCAAUCGCCAUUACAAUGAAACAAUGGUUUUUUUGCGAUACACGGAAGGCGAAAGCAAUUAGGUACAUGAGAACUAUUCAGUGGAUACUUUUCAAUGUUCGACCUUCAAUACACAAGUAAAAGGUUUAACCUUGUGUUGUUUAGAAAAUUAAAAAAGAAAAUAAGGUAAAGUUCACAUCAGGUAUGUGAACUUUACCAAAUUGCAUUGUAGGUAUUUUUGCGGUUUUACCAAAUUGAGCUAAAGCUAUUUAUAUUUUAAUCCUAAAUACUAAAGUGAGACAGGUUCCUUAUAAAUUCGUUGCAUAUAAUGCUCUAGUAUUAUUUAUUUGGCUAAUUGAAAAGCUUUAUAAAAGUUAUAUAUUCAUAAAAGGAGGUAUUAAUAUACAUGAUUGACCCAGCUCUGAAAUCUGUUGAGCACGUAAUGGCGUAGUCCAUUUAAAAAUACGGACAAAAAAAUAGAUAUCAAACUUACAGCCUAUUAGAGAUUAGAACGACUAACAAUAUAGGCAUAGUUUACGAGUUGUCAUCGUACAUAAACCGUUGUGAAUAGAUCAAUUUGAUGUUAAUAACUAGGUAUAUCCAACCGCUGAUUAUAUAGGGAGGUUCAUUUAAAACAUUAACAUACAAAUGAUUGUAAAAUAAUGUACGGACUGCCAUCUUAACUUGUCCAGAGCGUUGGAUGGGUUUUGAAUCAAAUUGAUCAAUCAACACGGUUAGAAAAGCUGCCAUGAUAAUAGGUAAUCCCAGUUAGCAGUACGUAAACCUUUAACUUAACCAUAAGAGACCCUACUUUAGGUAGGAACUUCUGUAUUUAUUUAAAUUCAAUAAAAUAGGUAACUGUUUAGUUGCACUUAAAAAUCUUUCGUUUUCUGAAAUUGGAAAAUACCAUUUUUACCACCAUUUUGUUCAAAUUUUAUAUACAGCACUGUUACAGAAAAAGUCCUUGAUGAUCUAGAUCGGAAAAUCGUUAUAUAAGUUCAUACAUUACUUAGUUAUUUAUUGGUCCAUAUUACCUAUAUGAGUCUUAUAAUUACAUAUUCGACAAGUGAUUUAAUUAAAGAUAGGAAAUUAACGAGAUGUAGCGUGUAAUUAAUAAAAUAUAUAUGUAUUUAUAUCUCUGCCUUUGCCCCUAUUUCAAUUCUAAUAUCUUACAAACAUCCUUUUAAUAUAAAAAAUAAGACUACUACUCAAAAUCCGUCUCAUUUAUUCAUAAUAGAAUUACAAAACAAAGAAACGACAUGAAAACAUACCCGUUAGACACAUACAAGUACAGACAAGGUUUGCAUUGCCAGAUUUUGAAACCAUAAUAUUGUUGGUUUAUAUUAUAUCCUUAAAAAAAGCUAAUCCUAAUACCUUAACUAUUUAUGCUACUAUAACACAGAUAAAAAAAAUAAUUAAUUUCACGUACCUAUACAAUUUACAGAUUGAAAAUUAUUUAUAUCUAUAGAUACCUUAUAUUUAGAAUAUACGAAAGUUUAUCUAGUCUCCGUAAUAGACUCAUUCGUAGACGUAGAUUUGUGUUACGAAGAAGUAACUUAACCUACCCUUUAGCAUAGUUAGGUGUUCGUGCUAAAUGUUCAAAGAUAUCCAACACUUUAAUAGUGUUCCACUUUACAUUAAUCCAUAUGAGAGUAUUCGUAAUAAGUAUAGUAAAAACACGUACGAAAAACGGAACCAAAUUAUUAAAUUAAAUAUACAUAUUAUGUAUUAGCAUAGGUCCUAGAAUCCUGCGAGAUGAAUCCCAAGUGAGAUGUUUGUAUUAUAAUUAAACUAAUAUUUUAGUCAUUUUUAAAUGGUAAUGACAUUUAAUUAUCAUUUAUUUUUGGUCUGUCUCUAACUAUGAAGUAUAACAACUACUUACUUAAUGACAUCGUGAUUUCAUACUGUUUGCUGAACUUUUGUGAUAGAAAAAAAGAUGUGAGGAAAUAUCAAAAUUGUAUUUUUUGUCGAAAAUAAACCUUAACUUUUGUGAAAAGAAACAUUUUCCUGUAUCUUCCUCUAAAUAUUUAUUCUAUAUCCUAUAUUUACCUAAGCCAUAUAAAUCAAGUUAUAAAAUUAUAUUGAUAAGAUUAUAUUCAAUUGUUUGAAAUAAAAAUAUAUUAAAAUUAAAAUAUUCCUUAAAUUACCUAACUGUAAUAUUCUAAUUUAAUCCCAAUGCAAUUUAAGUGUGAAGACUGAAAUAUCAAAUUGUUGUAAAGUUUUUGAACGGAGUAAUUAUACUUGUAGUUAGAAAUGGCCACACUUAAUUGUUAAUCGUGAACACGAAUUAUCCAAUGAGCUAUUAUUAUAAGUAACACCGACUUAGGUUUAGCAAACAUACAGAUUAUGUGACUUGUCGUUUAGUUUAGGCGAAGACCUAUUCGUGAAAAUAAUAAUUGUUUAGAAAAAAGUAAUUGUCGCUUAUGUUCUGUUAAAAAUGCGUUAAUUUAAUUUCGAGGUUUAUUGAGAAUGUUGUGUUAGUAAUAAAGAUUGUGUCUUAAAA